UCUACCGAGGACUUCGACUUAAGAGGAGGGGAUAGAGGAAUAAUGUUGUUUUCUUCCUUCCACAGUCAGCCUACCUGCCUCAUUCUCCCACCUUUUACCCUCUCUCCCCUUUCUUACUCAGGACCAGGUUACAACAGAGGGAGGGGGGAGCAGAGUUAGUUUUUUCAAUGAAAUCCACCUGCUCCUCAUCUCUGUUGUAUUAGACAGAUGGACCCAAGCAGGCUUCGUACCAGAGUCAUCAUGGAGCGUCUAGAGAGAAGACUGCCUGGAGCUUUCCUCCUCCUUCUGCCGCUUCUGUCCGUCAGCUGUGUCACCAACACAAAAACUACAGUCUCCUGGUGUGUGCUGUCUGACGCUGAAGAGCAGAAGUGUCUGGAUUUGGCCGGGAACGCCACAGCUCGGAAUAUUAGAGGACAUUUAGAAUGUGUCCGCGGCCUGAACACCAGAGACUGUAUAGACAAAAUCAAGAACGGGACGGCAGACGCAGCCUCCAUGUUUGCUGAUGACAUCUACGCUGCUGGCCUCUGCCAGGGCCUGGAGCUGGCUGCAGGAGAGUCCCACAACGGAGUGGAUGGUGUUAGCUACUACGUGGUGGCAAUGGCACGUCGCUCCUCAUCAGACCUGUCCCUGCUGGAGAUGCACGAGCGCAGUUCCUGUCACCCUGGCAUACGUACCACGGUGGGGUGGACGGUUCCUAUUGGCUACCUAGUCAACACCUCCCAGAUCAGCGUAGGGGAGCAGUGCAACUUCCCCAAAGCCGUGGGCAACUUCUUUGGUUACAGCUGUGUGCCAGGUGUUAAGGAUGCCCAGCACGACCCGAGAGGCAACAACCCCAAGAACCUGUGUGAGGCGUGCAUAGGAGACGAGAACGACAGACACAUCUGUGCCAACAACCACAGAGAGAGGCACUAUGGAGAGGCAGGGGCACUGAGGUGUGUGGCGGAGAACCUCGGGGACGUGGCCUUCGUCAAACACACGACAGUCUUUGACAACUUGGACGGCAAGAACCAGGAGUCCUGGGCUCUGGAUCUGGAGCUGGAGGACCUAAAGCUGCUGUGCCCAGAUGGAACUGAGGCAGGUCUGGGCGAGUUUGAGCGAUGCCACCUGGCAGCCGUCCCUGCUAAUGCUGUUGUGGUGCGCUUGGAGGACAAGUGUCGUGUCUGGAAGUUCCUGGAACGUUUACAGAAUGCGUUUGGCAACGCCACCGAGGGCUUCCGCCUGUUCAGCUCAGCAGGCUACGGUGAAUCCGAUCUGCUCUUCAGUGAUGCCACCCACCACCUGCAGAGGGUUCUGGGUAGCUACACCUCCUGGCUGGGCCCCACUUACACCACCACGCUGCAGGCCUUCGAGUGUGAGGGCUUCUGCUGAUGGAGCAGGAGGAAGACAUCCAGCACAUCAACUUCCAUCCCAUCCCUCCGUCUCCGUCCUCCCCUUCUGCCUUCCUUCGCUGCCAUCUGUGUCCCUCUGCCACUCCGUCUCGCCAUCUCUCAUCCUCUUUGCUUUGCUUCUUGUGUUUGUUUUCUCCCUGCGUUUCACCACCCAUUCUCUGUUAUUAUGUCCUUGUCCUUCUUGCACCUAGUGCUUCACUCUAGUGUGCUGGCUGGCAGGGAGGACAUUGCAAUCCAUUCGCCAAGAUAAAUACUGGCAUUGAACAUUUCUGCAAACCACAAAUGUUACAUUUCUACAUUUCAUAUGUCGAGGACAAGUUGAAACUUCCUUUCUCCACAUUUUAAUUUUUAAUUUGAUGUGACAACGCUGUGGUUAACGUGUGGUUAGGUGC
Messenger RNA from Epinephelus lanceolatus (giant grouper), 1780 nucleotides. It is a transcript of the gene otomp, whose product is annotated as otolith matrix protein. Gene Ontology annotation, cellular component: plasma membrane; early endosome; recycling endosome. The record is from RefSeq and is a predicted model, not a curated record. Lineage: Eukaryota; Metazoa; Chordata; Actinopteri; Perciformes; Serranidae. Gene Ontology annotation, biological process: iron ion transport.